AUGGAGAUCGGCGGUUUGGAGACAGUGGUGGCCAACUCGGCGUACGUGUCGGCCCGAGGAAGCGUGGGGCCCGUCGGCAAGCGGCUCUUCCAGCAGUUUCUGGAGAGCGAGGCCACCCGCAAAACCGCCGGAGAGCUGUGGAAGGACAUCGAAGACUACGCCAUCUGCCAAGAAAAGGACAGAGUACAGAAGGCUCAAAAAAUGGUCAAUAAAUACUACGAGUCGGCGUCAAAGAACUUCUGCAGCUUCCUGGAAGAGAAGGCUGUCACCCGAGUGAAGGAGGACUUCAAAAAUGUCCACGGUGACUUAUUCAAAGAGAGCGAGAAACAGCUCCUCAAACACCUGGAGACAAAGGCCGUGGACGGCUUUAAGCUGAGCAUGUACUUCCUGCGUUACGUUCAGUUCAAGUGGUUGGAGGCGCAACCCGUCGACGAGGAGUGGUUCAUGGACUUCAGGGUCCUUGGCAAGGGAGGUUUCGGCGAAGUGUACGCUUGUCAGGCUAAGGCUACGGGUAAAAUGUACGCCAAUAAAAAACUGGAUAAGAAGAGGCUGAAGAAACGCAAAGGCUACGAGGGCGCGAUUGUGGAGAAGCGUAUCCUUGCCAAAGUCCACAGUCGCUUCAUUGUGUCGCUGGCGUACGCCUUCCAGACCAAGACUGACCUCUGCCUGGUUAUGACUAUCAUGAAUGGUGGGGACCUUAGGUUUCAUAUGUACAACGUGGAUGAAAAAAAUCCUGAUUUCACUGAGAAGAGAGCGUCUUUCUACACAGCGCAGAUCAUCUGUGGGCUGGAACACCUUCACCAGCACAGGAUCAUCUACAGAGACCUGAAGCCGGAGAACGUGCUGCUAGAUGAUGCAGGACACGUCCGCCUGUCAGAUUUGGGCCUGGCUGUCGAGCUUCCACCAGGAAAAGACAAAAUGUCUGGUUAUGCAGGAACUCCAGGUUUCAUGGCUCCAGAGCUGCUCCAGAAAAAAGAAUACGACAACUCAGUGGAUGAUUUCACUCUGGGAGUGACUCUGUUUGAGAUGAUCGCAGCCAAAGGACCCUUCAGAAUACGAGGAGAGAAGGUGGAGAAUGACGAGGUGGCGCGCAGAAUUUUGAACGAUCCGGUGCCGUACACGCCCAACUUCAGCGAAGAAUGUAAAGCUAUUUGUGAAGGCUUGAUGGAAAAGGAUCCAGGGAAACACCUCGGGUUCAGGAACAACGAGCGCGCUGAGCUCAAGAGCCAAGCCUUCCUCAAGGACAUCAAUUGGGGACGUCUCGAGGCUGGUAUGCUGCCGCCACCAUUUGUCCCUGAUCCCAGGACGGUCUACGCCAAAGACAUCGACGACGUGGGCGCCUUUAGCACCAUCGAAGGCGUGGUCAUGGAUAGCAAGGACACGGAGUUCUUCGCCGACUUCGCUUCGGGCAACGUUCCGAUGGGUGUGUUUGGAGAGUUGAACGUCUGGGCCGAGAACGGACAGCUGCCUAACGACCUCGACCCAAACUACGUGGAAGCCAAAGGUGGAGGGUGUGCGAUUCUUUAAAGUAGAAUGUUUUUUGGUUGUUGUUCAUUUUGGUAAAUAAGAGUGUCUAAAUAUCGAAAACAUAUGUCAUUAUAACGCAGUGCAGUUCUACAACUGUAAACAACAACAACAAUAAAAACAUGAAUAAAUUACUGCAUCACUAUUAUUUAAAUCAGCUCAUUAAUAUCUUUGUAAAGAUGUUUUUUUUUAUUAUUAUUUAAAUAUUGCAUUGGUUCUCAUUAGACUGUGGAUGUGAACCCAAUCAAAUGUCCAGUGAGUAUAGAAUAGCAAUAUUGUAGGUCUGUUUAACUAUAAUGAUACUGUAUAGAUGUAUAACUAUGUAUCCCAUUAUAUAAAAUGAUGGUUAAAAAAAGGUUUAAUGAGCAAAAACUUGUAAUUAUGCAUUUCAGUGUCAUAUAAAAUUCAAGUGUGUACUGUG
Messenger RNA from Phyllopteryx taeniolatus (common seadragon), 1945 nucleotides. It is a transcript of the gene grk1b, whose product is annotated as G protein-coupled receptor kinase 1 b. Gene Ontology annotation, cellular component: cytoplasm. Gene Ontology annotation, biological process: signal transduction; protein phosphorylation; regulation of signal transduction. The record is from RefSeq and is a predicted model, not a curated record. NCBI's taxonomy places the organism in Eukaryota, Metazoa, Chordata, Actinopteri, Syngnathiformes, Syngnathidae. Gene Ontology annotation, molecular function: ATP binding; G protein-coupled receptor kinase activity.